This is a messenger RNA of Stylophora pistillata, 1061 nucleotides long. RefSeq lists its product as uncharacterized. The record is from RefSeq and is a predicted model, not a curated record. Lineage: Eukaryota; Metazoa; Cnidaria; Anthozoa; Scleractinia; Pocilloporidae.
UUACCAUGAAUGGCAAAAUUUGCGCAAAGAGCCACUAACUGCACUAUCUUUCUAAAAUUGCCUAAAACCCUUUGCGACUGCAACACGUAAGGUAGCUGUUGUCAAGGAUAUUACGCACAAGUUUAAAACGGCAUUUUUCCAUUCACGUACGGUAAACUUUAUUCUCAUAUGCGCUCAUGGCACUUUCAACGACAACCCCCAUACGAUCACGUGCAGUUUCACGCCGCGAUCACGUGUUAAAUCUUCUUCCACCGCUGACCGUGGUGAAAAAAGAGGACGCUACUGUGCAUGACCGUUUGUUCUCAGAUGAUCCACCUCCGAGGAAAUACACCGCAAAUUUUCCAAGUAAAGUUCUUCGACAUCUUGGACCGUGGACAUUUUAUUCUGCUCCAACCAAAGGAGAAUUAGCUCUACUUGACAGAAUUAUGUAUGAUUUGGACAAGGAGAAGGAACUGAAAGUGGUUAAGGCAGACUGCGAGAAAACGAAGAAGAAUACUGAGAAAGGGUACCCUUAUACCAACGAUAUCAUAGGUAGACCGGAAGUGAGAAAAGGUGAGACUUUGAAGGAGAGAAAAGAAAAGGCAAUAAAACAAACAUCAAAAAUUUCUAGUGUACCAAACUCCACUGUGCAAACUGAAGAGGUUAAAGUCACUAGGGUUGAAAAUGCAAAGAACACAAUUAAGAAAAGGUCACAUCAAACUCUUGUACAUAGAAAACGACAAGCCAUACCCAAAACCAAAAGCAAAUUACACGAAUCACCCGUCAAAAAUGAAAUUAAUUUCAAGAAGUCACGCGGAAAAGUACUUGGAGGAGCAGACGCUGGUACUGAAGUAAGAGUUGAUGAGCUUUCAGUGGAAGGGUAUCACAUGUCUGUAUCUGUACACAACCGCCAACAAGUGAAAGAGGGGACUGGGAAUAUUAAAAAAACUGGAAACUUGGAAGGAUGUAUGAAACAAAAACAAACUGACGUGAAACAAAGCAGAUUUAAAAAGAGAAUCAGCAGUUUAAACAGAGGUACAGAUAUAAAAAAGAGUGAUACUGCUGAUUCUGAGGAAAAGUAG